Molecule: messenger RNA, 3636 nt
Organism: Prorocentrum cordatum
Lineage: Eukaryota; Dinophyceae; Prorocentrales; Prorocentraceae
Source: the annotation of a GenBank genome assembly
AUGACCGCUCCCGUGAACCUCUUCGAGGUCGGCGCGCGCCUGGCCGAGCUCUGGCUGCUGCGGGGGCACGCUUGCCCGCCUUGCAGCUGCCCGCCCUGCCCGGCCCAGACCUGCUCGCUGACGUGCAGCGGGCCGGCCUCCAGCCACAGCGAGCCCUGCUCGGCCUCGGAGGCGCCGGGAGGCCCCGGCUGGUCCUCCGAGUGGCUGGCCGCGGCGGCUGGCGCGGGCCUCGGCUGGCUCGCCGCGCGCUGCUGGCCUCCGGCGGUCACGCUCGCCGUCGCCUUCGCCGCCGAGGUGCCGCCGGUCCCAGACCGCGCUGCGCCGCAGCCGCCGCCCGUGGCGACAGGUGGGCCAGUGACGCCGAGCCAGCUCACGCUGGACCUGGCAGAGCCGCAGGUCCUCAUCAACUUCCCCGACGAUGCUGCGGGCCUGCGGUGGCAUCACCGCCUCCUUCUCAUCCAGACGCCCACGCCUGGUGUCUGGAUCGCCAGCACGCCCGACUAUUCGGUACACAGGCUGGACCUGAACGUGCAUCGCGUCGUUGCGCUGGCGCGCAACGGCCCCUUCCUUGCAGCUCAGUGGCAUGAGAGUUACGUCUUCGACAACCCGAUCCCCGCGGUGGACCACACGCGGAUCAGGCAGCAGGCUGGCUCGCUCGCCCUCGUCCUCGGCCAGGUCGGCCCAGCGCCCGCGGCGCCACCAGGUGCGGCAGGGGUCUGGCGAGUCGCCGACCCGUCGCACCGCGCCUUCGGGGACGAGAUCCCCGCCCAGGUCCUCAGCGACCCAGCCGCGUUCAUCACCCCCGACGCCGCCGGCGACGAGGACUACCUCUGCGGGCUCGUGAUGAUCGACGGCUGCUGGACUUUCUGCCAGCUCGUGGCCGACUCAGAUAAGGACGCCUGGGAGAGGGUUCUCAUCUCCGACCACCGCAAGGACGCGCGGGUCGCGGGCGACUCUCGCGACCCGCUGACUGGCCAGCGCCUCUCCUCCUUCGUCGACUCCUUGGCCCUCCAGUACGCGGCCUCGGACCCACCGUUCCCCCUCGGCGGCCAGAGGGUCGCUCACGAGUACAUGCGGACCUUGCGCGCCACGGGCAUGGAGGGGGUCACUCCCCACCUGGACUUCGUCCACAAGUCGGACAUCUCGCCCAACAGUAACAUCACGCGCGCAAGCCGUCGACUGACCGACGCGCCGCACGCCUUCCAGCAACAGGACAUGCUGAACCUUCCCAGCCUCGUGGGCAUCGAGGUCCUGGUGCGCUACCUCGCCCAGAUCGAGAUGGCGGUGGCCUGCAACCAUCGGAGCCCAGACUUCCAGGACCUCGACGCGGUCGUCGCCUCCACGGUCAACGAGCACGGCGGCCUCGUCUUGCCCGAGUACACGAAGUACAUCGCCCAGAUCCAGAAGGCGCUCAUGGCUCUGAACGACCUGGGCGCGCCGCUGGCGGCUGCGCGGCGUCUCGCCUCGGCCCUGCCCGCGAACGCUGCCCAAGCAUUUGUUCUCCAGCGCGUUCAUCAGCGAGCGGCUGCCUUCGGCGAGCCGCUCGGCGAGGACGUGCAUCGUCUGAAGAUUCUCGACAGCGGCAUACGGCCGCUUCCCAUCCGCUCGCUGGUCCCUGGCUCGCUGCUGCCGCUCAUCGACCACCCCGAGAAGUACCUCUACCGGUCGCAGGCGGUGCUGGGCGCGAUGACCGAGGCCGGCGAGCUGCUGGCCCCCGUGCACCCGUUCUGGGACGUCAACCUGAGGCGCGACCCCAAGCUCCGGCUCGACCUCUUCAAGAAGCUCAUCCGCAUCGGGCUGGUGGGCGUGCGGACCCGCUGCCGCGUCCGCGCCAGCAUCUUCUUCGUGGACAAGAAGGACGGGUCGCGGACGAGGAUGGUCAUCGAUGGCCGGGAGCCCUCGGCCAUGCACCGUCGGCCGCCGCGGACCGAGCUCGGCUCCUCUGCCGCGCCCAGCGGCCUCUGCUUCGACGCCGACACGCUGGCGGACGGCGACUCGGGCUACCACGGGGCAAGUGCCGACCUCCGCCAGGGCUUCUACCAGAUGCAGUGGCUCGAGGUCGGCUCCUGGUUUUGCUUCGACUUCCCCAUGGCCAUCAAGAACUUCGACCUGGACUCCGUCUACGACGAGGCGAGCCGCUCCUACGUCCACGUCGACCGUGACACCGUGGUCUACCCUUGCUUCCAGGGUCCCGCGAUGGGCUGGAGCAUGGUCCUCUCGAUCCCCGCGGGCGCCGCCAGGAUCGUCUCCGAGCGCGCCCCCUGCGCCCGUCUCGGACGUGGCGAGCUGGCGGGGGCCUCCUACGUCGACAACGCCAACGUCGCCGGCUCCCCGCGGGAGCUCGUGGACGCCGCGCUGCGCGCCAUCCUCCGCGAGUUCGAGAGGCGCGGCCUCUCCUUCCACGAGGUCUGCUACGCGACGCAGGACUUCGUCUGCCGCGGCGUCCGCUUUGACUUCCUCCUCGGCCGCGCCGUGCCGCAGCGCGACCAGGCUUGGCGGCUGCGCCGCGCCGUCACCGCCCUGAUCGACCGCCGCGGCUGCACGGCGACGGCCAUGGAGGUGAUCCUUGGCCACGUCGAAAAAAAACACUUCAUGCUCAUGCGGCCCGCCCUGGCGAUCCUGAGCUCCCUCUACCGCGUGGCCUACUCGGACUGCGACUACUGCAAGUUCGACGUGGAGCAGCUGCGCGAGCUCGGCCUCGUGAAGGCGCUGAUCCCGCUCGCGGGCGUCGACCUCGGCGCCCCAUGGCACCCCUGGGCCUGCUGCUCGGACGCCAGCAUGUGGGGCCACGCUCUGGCCACGUCCAAGUUCGAGCCCGACGAGCUCAGGGACAUCGGGGCCUACCGCGAGCGCUGGCGCUUCCUUGCCCUCGACCGCUGCUCCGACGACCCCAGGGGCCUUCCAGGCGCCGAGUGCUCGACGCUGGCCAGCUACGCCGCCGGCGCCAGCGACGACGCCGCCUUCGCCGGCCCGGGCCCGUGGCAGCUCGUGGUGCGCGGCGCCUUAAGAUUCCUCUUCGGCGCGCCGGCCCGCGUCCCCGAGGGCCGCGCGACCCUGCUGGGUCUCCGCCGGGCCACCCCGCCCGUCGCGGCCCAUGGUUGCCGCGCCCCGUCGAUCGGCGACAACCUCUCCUCCAUGAUGGCCUUUGAGAAGGGCAGGUGUGCCAAUCCUGUCCUGCGGCAGCUCGCCUGCCAGGCUGCCGCUCGGCAGCUCGCCACGGGCAUCCAGCACUACCACCGCUACUCGGAGAGCAAGCGGAACCCCACCGACUACGACUCCAGGGCCGCCGACCGCUUCGAGCUCGCGCCCGGCCAGACGCAGCGGGGCGCGGCUCGCGACCUCGGCGUCACCAUCAGCCUGCCGCCCACGCCGCAGGCGCCGCCUGCCGGCCCAGUCGCCGCUGUCGGGACCGGCGAGCUGCCCUGCUCCCCAGGGCCCCCCGCGGGCCAUGGCGUUGGGCCCCGCCUGCUUAGCGGCUGGCCGCGCACCCGCGCGAGGGCUCGGUGCAUCCUCGAGCUCUACGCCGGCUGCACGCGGCUGGCGGCCGCCUGCCUCGACGAGGGCCUCCAGGCUUGGGUCCCCGUCGACAUCUCGCGCGGCUCCUGGCGCGACCUGACCGACAAGAAUGUGAUUGGC